Cylicostephanus goldi is the source of this 918-nucleotide messenger RNA. The record is from the annotation of a GenBank genome assembly. NCBI's taxonomy places the organism in Eukaryota, Metazoa, Nematoda, Chromadorea, Rhabditida, Strongylidae.
AUGGUAAAAGCAAAGAAAACAAAGAAGCCAACAUCAGCCUUCAAUACUCAAGCUUUACCCUUCAAUACCGACAAAGGGCAGCAUAUAUUGAAAAAUCCCGGAAUUGUGAACUCUAUCAUUGAAAAGUCGGCGCUGAAAUCCACCGACACCGUGCUUGAAGUAGGCCCCGGAACUGGUAAUCUUACCGUGAAGAUGCUUGAAUGUGCCAAAAAAGUUGUCGCUUGUGAAAUCGACCCACGAAUGAUCGCCGAGUUGAAGAAGCGUGUCAUGGCAACUCCACUGCAAAAUAAAUUGGAAGUUCGUGCUGGAGAUGUUAUGAAGAACGAAUGGCCAUUUUUUGAUGUUUGCGUAGCUAAUCUACCGUAUCAAAUCUCAUCUCCAUUUGUUUUCAAAUUGCUGCUGCAAAGACCGCUUCCCAGAUAUGCUGUAUUGAUGUUCCAAAAAGAGUUCGCAGACCGAUUAGUGGCAAAGCCUGGCGACAAAGACUACUGUAGAUUAUCUGUCAACGUGCAGCUUCUCGCCAAGGUCGAACAUCUCAUGAAAAUCAAAAGGACAGAGUUUCGCCCUCCACCGAAAGUUGAUUCUGCAGUCGUACGGAUUGCUCCCAAAAACCCACCACCACCGAUCAAUUUCGAUGAAUGGGAAGGAAUGUUGCGAUUGUGUUUCUUGAGGAAAAACAAGACGUUACUUUCUAUAUUCAAGCAAAACAAUGUAGCUGAACUAAUUGAGAAGAAUUAUCAAAAACUGUGCAGUUUGCUGAAUAAGCCAGUUCCAAAAGAUCUCGAUAUGAAGAAAAUGAUAGAAAGCACAUUGACGGAAGCCGGUUUUGCUGACAAGCGGGCACGAAAAAUGAGCAUUGAACAAUUUUUAGCUCUUCUUCUUGCUUUCAACAAAGCUGGGAUUCAUUUUCAUUCGUAG